Sarcophilus harrisii (Tasmanian devil) is the source of this 2803-nucleotide messenger RNA. RefSeq names its product methyl-CpG-binding domain protein 1. Lineage: Eukaryota; Metazoa; Chordata; Mammalia; Dasyuromorphia; Dasyuridae. Bases 274 to 2229 code for a protein of 651 amino acids. The transcript is spliced from 14 exons. The record is from RefSeq and is a predicted model, not a curated record. Gene Ontology annotation, molecular function: DNA binding; zinc ion binding.
GGGGACUCGGAGGGAAAAGAGCCAGAACUGCAAGGCGGGCAAAGAGGGCAGUAGGUGGCGCUCCCUCGAGGUGACGGCAGACGGGGGUCCCACUGGUGAAGCCGCCCGGCCAUUUGCGGCCGCGGUUUCCUUCUUUGGAAAAUAAGGGGGUGGGUUUCAGUUGCCUGCAAGGCCCGACCCAGCACCAUUUGGGGCCAGAUCUCUUCCUGCCCCUUGUGCGGCGGCCACCUCUGGCGCCCAUCACUCUCUCCCCUCCCCUGACCCCCGUCCUCCAUGGCUGAGGACUGGCUGGAUUGCCCCGUGUUGGGCCCGGGCUGGAAGCGCCGUGAAUCCUUCCGGAAAUCCGGAGCUACCUGCGGUCGUUCAGACACCUAUUACCAGAGCCCUACGGGAGAGCGGAUUCGGAGUAAGGUUGAGCUGAGGCGCUUCUUGGGCCCCGACUGUGACCUUAGCCGCUUUGACUUCAAACGGGGUGUCCUCCAGUAUUUGCCUGCCAAGGGAGCUUCUCAAAAGAAAAAGAAGAAGAAGAAGAAGAAGAAGAAGAAGAGACGAGUUUGGCCCAAGAAGAAAGAACCGUCCCUCAAAGAGAAGCAGUCUCUGGGGUCAACCCCCAGAUUCUGCCAGCCUCCCCCCCUGGCCACUCUGGCUAUAAUCUGUGAAAACUGUGGCGCCAGCAUCUCAGCGAGACGCCCGGCAGCGCUCCGGACUCUAUGUCAAGGUUGCCGAGCCCGGAGGAAUGCCUUCAACCGGGAGCAGAGGAUGUUCAAGCGAGUAGGCUGUGGUGAGUGCAAGGCCUGCCAGCUGACCGUGGACUGUGGCACGUGCCCCGGCUGCACCAUGCGGGUUUCCCGGCCUGGUGCCUCCCAGCUCCCUGGAAGCCAGUGUGUCCAGCGCCGCUGCCUCAAGAUCGUGAAGAAAAGUUUUGGCUGCGGUGUCUGUUCUGGUUGUAAAGUCAAGGAGGACUGUGGGACCUGCUGCAUUUGUGAGCGCCGGGGGAAACCAGACCUCAAGAGGCAAUGGAAAUGCCUUCAGCGGCGUUGCCUCAAGAAGCGCAUCAAGAAGAAACCUCGAGGAUUGCCCACCAGGAAGCUCCCGGGCAGACGCCGCCGAGUCCUGAUGCCGCCGCCCCCCCCUCAAGCCUACGGCCCGUUUGGCACUACUAAGGUUCCAAGCCCCAACGGGAGCCUUGUGGUGCCAUCACGUUGUUGUUGGAGAAGGCCUGAUUUCCAGGAAGAGGGUGGAGGGCUGAGGGGAAGAGGAGAGAAGGCAGGAAGGUCUCCAGAGAAGGGGGUCCCCGUGAUGAUGGAGGAGUUCGAUCCUGGCUUUGCAGUGCCCUCGGGGACCGACCUCGUCAUCCUACAGGAGCAGGAGGGGCGUGAAGGCGUAUCUAUAGUAGUGCCCAGUACCAAGCCACGAAGCUCCCGGUUCUCCUCUCCUAGCUGCAUCGUCAUAGAGGAGUUUGCGUGUCCAAAUUUUGGGGUGUUCGUCUCAACCCCCCUGAUAAAGCAGGAGGUGGAGAGUUAUGGGGACCAAGCUUUUGGACCUGUCUUUCCUCCCCCUUCAGACUUCUCUCCUGGCCUCCCCAUUACCUUGGAUGUUGAUAAGACCCAGCUACCACUUUCUGUGAAACAAGAGGAAACCUGGGGCGAGGAAGAGGUGGAAGAGGUGGAGGAGGAGGAAGAGGUGGAAGAGGUGGAGGAGGAGGAAGAGGAGGAGGAAGAGGAGGAUGAGGAUGCAAAAGCAGACACUCCUGUGAUCAUGGAGAUUUAUAGCCUGAGUGGAGCCGCCCCGAUAAGAGCUGGGUCCUGGAGUGGAGUCCUGGACAGUGUCCUCCAGGAGUUUCUAGGGGAGCUGAAUGAGCUGCCCUUGCCUGCCCACUGGGAGGUCCUGCCACCAAGGGGACCCGACCUGUGCAUCACCCAGCGUUCUCCCUUGUCUACCAUGGCCUCUGCCGUUAUCCAUAUCCAGCCGGGCCUCUACUUUCACGUAGUGAUACAAGAUGUCCCUGUUCCAGCCAACCAUGAGCUGUACACAGCUCACCCAUUGCGGCUCACCACUGUGGAUGAGGUGGUAGAGCUCAUCUGCAACCUGGAAGCCUACCAUGUGUGUCCCGGCUUCCCCGGCAUUGGGAGGCAGGGCUCCCGUUCUCCAGACUGUGAUGUCCUAGUGUAUGAGGGGCGCUGCCAGGCCUGCUGUCUACCACCCUGCCCCCUCAAAGAGUGGCAUUGAGCCACCUUGUCCCUGGGUCCCCAUGCACUGAGCUGGCGUGGGGGGCCCCUUUCCCCCAGUUCUCCCCUACUACCCUCUGAAGGAGUCAGUGUACACUGGAAAGGCUUGAGGUGAGGAUGGAUGCCCUUCCCCUCCUUCCCCCCCCUCCCCACAGAAACCAGCAUUCACCAUCUCCCACUGGACUGCUCUCGGAGCAUCUCCACCCUUCUGGCCUGCCUCAGUCCCUCUGUGGCUCCCCAAACAACCACCACUGUCUCUGUUCCCGUUGGCACCCCUCCCACACAUACACAUAUUCAAGCUCACCUCAGGGAUAUGGGCUGGGCCCAUGUAUAGAAGUGUGAGGGGCCUGGAUGCUUGGACUUGUCCUGGAAGUGGAGCCCCUAGGGAGGGGCACCUGCAGGGCCAAAGGCCACUCCUUUCUCUGCUAUGCCCCCCUGAAACACACACAGAGAUCCCUGAAGCAAAAGGAACUUUAUUGGUUUUAUGUACCCCAGUGGCCCGCUUUGCUGGUCUGUAUUUGUUGCCUUACCUUUAUUUUUCUAAAUAAAGUAUGAUUGAUGGUUCUGUGAAAAAA